Molecule: messenger RNA, 2253 nt
Organism: Quercus robur (English oak)
Lineage: Eukaryota; Viridiplantae; Streptophyta; Magnoliopsida; Fagales; Fagaceae
Exons: 1
Coding region: 575-1984 (469 amino acids)
Molecular function (GO): S-adenosylmethionine-dependent methyltransferase activity
Source: RefSeq, a predicted model, not a curated record
CCGACAAAGUUAGUAACACUAAACUACUAAAAAUAACUCUAUAAACAAAUCAGAUCCGUCUCUCCUUCACUCACUCACUCACUCACAUUCCACCACCGCACCCUUCGACUCCAUUCCCGUCCAUUGUUUCAUUCAUUCAUUCUAACCCUAACCCUAAACCCUAACCCACAAUUUCGAUCUCAUAGUUUUAGUUUCAAAUAAUAAUAAAAACCCAUAUUGUUUUUUCACAUUAUGUAAAUGUAAUAUAUCAUGUAGAUUUGUGCAAUUCAUGGUCGGAUUAAAGAUGGGUCAGGUUUGGUUCGAGCCAAUGGCACCAAGGAUUCCAAGAAGCGUCUGGUUAGGGUGUCAAAGAUCAAUCGUGCUCCUCGUGGGUGGAAAUCACACCUCCUCCAGGUUUUGCACUCGCUAAAUUUUACCUCAAUCUACGCUUGGCUUAAUUCCUCUCAAAUUUUACUUUUUUUGUUUUGGGUUUUAAACAAAAAUCGCAUUUGCUUAAUCUUCGUUUCGGGAAAAAAAAAACAAGCUUCUUUGAUUGAAUCAAUCAAGUGUUCGAGAAAAAGCCACAGUGAAAAUCAUGGAUUUGAAGGCUUUGAAAUUCCAGAUCCUUCAUGGGUCUAUAGCAAGGCGCAUGCUUUACCGCUCAUUCGUGAUCGCCUCGUGCAUUUCAAUCAUUCCCUUGUUUCAAAUUUUAUCUGGUUCGGAUUUUGGAACUAUUGGGUCUUUGGCCACCACUGAUUGUACCGCCAAUUUGGGCUUUGCCACGGCGAGUAUGGCUCCGGGAACGUAUUUGUUUCACACCCAGUUCUUGAAUCCGAUUUGGGGCUCAUUUGAGUCGGCGAAUUGCAAGGAGAAUGUGAAUUUGACCAUUCAUGUGGUUAGAGAGCUAGUGGGUAUGAAGUUGUUGAAAUAUAAUGCGAAAGCUCUCUGUAUUGGAGAAGGGUCGGCCGCGACCGUGUUGACAUUGCAAGAUUUGGGGUUCUCCAAUGCUGGUGGUGUUUAUAGGCACCGCUUUUUCUCGCUUAAGAGUAAGCAGUUUGUUCACGAGCUCGAUUUCGCGGACAAUUCAUUCGAUUUCGUCUUGUCCAGGGAUGUUGAUAAGGUUUCCGUCCCUGCAUUGCUCGUGCUUGAGAUCGAGCGCGUUCUUAGCCCGGGUGGCAUUGGUGCCAUGCUUGUGGAAGGCGUUAGCGGUUCAUUCCCUAACAGCUUGAUUAGGUCUGCCACCCCGGUUUCUUCGUUGCUGAAAAGCUCCAAUGUUGUGCACGUUGGUUAUGUGCAUAACUUUACUCUGGUUGUCUUCAAGAAGAGAUUCCUAAACGCCAGUUACUUGGAGCAGUUUCGCCUUCCGGCUGAUUGCCAGUCUAUUACGAAUAACAAACCUUUCAUGGAUCAACUUGAGCCUCUUGUGGAGGAAAAACCAAUGGAGUUUGAGAAAAGGUUUUCUUAUUUGCCCAUGCUUGUGGAUGUUGAUACUAGGAAGCGGCUAGUCUAUAUUGAUAUUGGGCCAGGGUUGCAUCUAAACUCUAAUUCUUUAAACUGGUUCCUGCCAUCAUAUCCCGUGGAUCGCAAAGAUUUCAAUGUUUAUUUUGUUGAUCAUAACACUUCAGUUCUGUUAUCCCUUGUCAAAAAGCCUGGUAUGACCUUCGUUUAUCAUCCGGGCUUGGCUGGAGAUAAGGAUUCGGAUACCCCUAGUUUUGAUGAAGACAUUGAUCCGCCAAUGGAAAUUGAAGGGUUUGAUUUCCUUUCUUGGUUUAAAGAAACAGUGCAAUAUGCAGAUUUUGUGGUCCUGAAGAUGAAUGCAGGUAAAGUGGAAAUAAAGUUCCUCUUGGAGUUGUUUGAGAGCGGAGCGAUAUGCUAUGUUGAUGAGAUGUUCCUGAACUGCUCAGAUAAUGUAGAUGUUGCUGUUGCAAUCAAGGGAGAAUGUAUGGAUCUCUUCAAGGGCCUUAGAAGCAGUGGUGUCUAUGUCCAUCAGUGGUGGGGAGACUAAAAUUGCACUGUUGUGUGUUGAAAAUUUGGUUUCAUGUGUGUCGUUUAAGUGUAUUCAGACUAGCUCUGCUGUCUGCUAUGUUGUUUGAGUCCUGUCGUUUAGGGUGUAUGAACAUCCAAGUUGCUUUGUGGUUGGGCAUUUUAAACUAAAUAAGCAACCACAUGUUGUUGUUGUUUGAGUUUGUCGUUUAGGAUGCAUGAACAUCCAAAUCGCUUAGUGGUUGGGCACUAAUUAAUAUAUAAAAAAGCAACCAUUAGCUUUCUACUUAA